GUGCUCCUAUCAAGAAGCUUUCGCUUUCCAUCGCCUGAGACACUCAAAGAAGGAAUCCAUCUCUGCCCUAGUCUCUAUUUUACAGCGCCAUAAACAGCCACCGUCACUGGUAUCUCUCUCUCCCUUUUCUAAUUAUGCUUUCAAGAACACAGUCAUAUAGAGAAAUAACAAGAACAACAACAUCAAGAAAAUCCAGGGUUUCUCCGAUCCUCCAUAGAAAAGAACCUAACAGACAUAAAAAAUCUCUUCUUGUUAUGCACCCCUUUUGCCUUAUUUAGUGGGCCUAUACUUUCUCUUACACAAAUUCCUAACUUGGGUUUUUCUUGUUUUGUCUAAUUCAGUGGUUCUUGUUUGUUUUUGUUGUUGUCGUUGUUGUUAAAUUGUUGUUGAAGUUUGUUUUAGGGUUUUAAGAUGGGUGAUUUUGAUGAUACCCGAAAUAUACGAAACAUGUGCAUACUAGCACAUGUUGAUCAUGGCAAGACAACUCUUGCUGACCAUUUAAUUGCUGCAACGGGUGGGGGUUUGCUUCACCCUAAAUUAGCUGGGAAACUUAGGUUUAUGGAUUUUCUUGAUGAGGAACAAAGGCGUGCGAUAACGAUGAAGAGCUCGUCGAUUUCUCUUCAUUAUAAGGAUUAUUCAGUCAACCUUAUAGAUUCACCUGGUCAUAUGGAUUUUUGUAGUGAGGUUUCAACUGCUGCGAGGUUGAGUGACGGGGGAUUGGUUUUGGUUGAUGCUGUUGAGGGGGUACAUAUACAGACACAUGCUGUUUUGCGUCAAGCUUGGAUUGAGAAGCUUACGCCUUGUUUAGUGCUUAAUAAGAUUGAUAGGUUGAUAUGUGAGUUGAAAAUGAGUCCGAUGGAAGCCUAUAAUCGGUUGGUGAAGAUUGUUCAUGAGGUGAAUGGGAUAAUGAGUGCUUAUAAGUCGGAGAAGUAUUUGUCUGAUGUUGAUUCAAUACGUGCUGGGCCCUCUGGUGAGGGUGAGGAUGAGAAUCUUGAGUUUAUAGAGGAUGAUGAGGAGGACACUUUUCAACCACAGAAAGGGAAUGUGGCAUUUGCUUGUGCACUGGAUGGGUGGGGUUUUACUAUUCAUGAGUUUGCUGAGUUUUAUGCCACAAAGCUUGGAGCAAGUUCAGCUGCAUUGCAGAAGGCUCUCUGGGGUCCUAGGUAUUUCCAUCCGAAGACAAAGAUGAUUACGGUGAAGAAGUUUGUGGAUGCAGGCAGCAGGGAGCGUCCUAUGUUUGUGCAGUUUGUGCUGGAACCACUGUGGCAAGUUUACCAAUCUGCUUUAGAGCCUGAUGGGAAUAAAGGCUUACUCGAGAAAGUCAUAAAAUCAUUUAAUUUGAAUGUACCACCCCGUGAGCUUUUGAAUAAGGAUCCAAAGGCUGUGCUGCAAUCUGUUAUGAGUCGCUGGCUUCCUUUGUCAGAUGCAAUUUUGUCGAUGGUUGUGAAGUGCAUGCCGGAUCCAAUUGCAGCUCAAUCCUUCCGGAUAUCACGUUUGAUUCCCAAGAGAGAAGUUUUGCUUGAUGGGGUCGACUCUAGUGCUCUUGCAGAGGCGGAUCUUGUUAGAAUGUCUAUUGAGGUUUGUGAUUCCAGUCCUGAAGCACCUUGUGUUGCUUUUGUAUCCAAAAUGUUUGCCGUCCCAACAAAAUUGUUACCUCAAAGGGGUUUGAAUGGGGAGAUUCUGAGCAAUUUUAGUGAUGAAAAUGGAAACAGUGAAUCAGAUGAGUGUUUCCUUGCAUUUGCUAGAAUUUUUAGCGGGGUUCUUUGUUCUGGACAAAGAGUCUUUGUGCUUUCAGCAUUGUAUGACCCAUUGAAGGGGGAGUCAAUGCAGAAGCACAUACAGGUGGCUGAGCUGCACUCGUUGUAUCUAAUGAUGGGUCAAGGCUUGAAACCAGUGGCUUCUGCAAAGGCUGGGAAUGUUGUGGCGAUCCGAGGCCUUGGCCAGCAUAUAUUGAAAAGUGCAACUCUAUCAUCCACCAAAAACUGCUGGCCUUUCUCAAGCAUGGCAUUCCAGGUGGCCCCAACUCUGAGAGUUGCUAUUGAGCCUUCUGAUCCAGCUGAUUCUGCUGCUCUGAUGAAAGGUUUAAAGCUUCUGAACCGGGCCGAUCCAUUUGUGGAGGUUACUGUUUCCUCUAGAGGGGAACAUGUUCUGGCUGCUGCUGGAGAAGUUCAUCUGGAAAGGUGCAUUAAGGAUUUGAAAGAGAGGUUUGCAAAAGUGAGCCUGGAAGUCUCUCCACCUCUUGUGUCCUAUAGGGAGACUAUUGAGGGAGAAGCGUCCAAUAUGUUGGAUAACCUGAAAUCAUCAACUAGAAGCUCAGAUUAUGUUGAGAAGAUGACACCGAAUGGAAGAUGUGUUGUUCGUGUGCAAGUCAUGAAACUUCCAUCUGCACUAACCAUGGUGCUUGAUAAAAGCACUGAUCUAUUAGGAGAUAUUAUCGGUGGUAAGCUGGGGCAGUCAGCUAGCAACUUGGAAACAGAGAGAUCAAACAUUGUGCAAGAUGAGAGUCCAGUUGAAGUUCUAAAAAAACGCAUAAUGGGUGCUGUGGAGAGUGACAUUUUGUCAUUGAGUAAGAAGGACAAGGAUCGGGCUGAAAAGUACAAACUUAAGUGGCAAAAGUUUCUAAAGAGGAUCUGGGCACUUGGACCGAGACAAGUUGGCCCUAACAUCCUCUUCACUCCUGAUUCCAAAAGCUUGAGCAAUGAUUCCUCUGCUCUUGUACGGGGUUCCCCUCACGUUUCUGAAAGGUUGGGGCUGGUGGAAUGUUUUGGUAAUGGUGAAAUGCCUGCUGACACAUCCUCAGAAGAGCUCAGUGCAUUAUACAGGGAAGCAGAGAGUCUUCAGAACAGUGUAGUGUCUGGAUUUCAACUAGCAACAGCAGCUGGCCCCUUAUGUGAUGAACCAAUGUGGGGACUGGCUUUUGUUGUUGAGGCCAGCAUAAAUCCUUUGGCUGAGAAAUUUGAUGAUUCCGAGUCUAAUCAACAAUCUGAGCAGUAUGCGAUCUUCACUGGACAGGUAAUGACAGCUGUGAAAGAUGCAUGUAGAGCAGCUGUGCUUCAGAAGAAACCUCGGCUUGUUGAAGCAAUGUAUUUUUGUGAGUUGAACACCCCACCUGAAUAUCUGGGCUCUAUGUAUGCUGUGCUUAAUCAGAAACGAGCCCAGGUCUUAAACGAGGAAAUGCAGGAAGGAUUUGCACUUUUCUCGGUUCAAGCAUACGUCCCGGUUUCUGAAAGCUUUGGUUUCGCUGAAGAUCUUAGAAGAAAGACUGCGGGUGCUGCAAGUGCUCUUCUUGUACUGAGUCACUGGGAAGAACUUUCUGAGGAUCCUUUCUUUGUACCUAAAACAGAAGAGGAGAUUGAAGAGUUUGGAGAUGGUUCUAGUGUUCUUCCUAACACAGCAAGAAAGCUCAUUGAUGCUGUAAGGCGGCGGAAGGGCCUCCCUGUGGAGGAAAAAGUAGUCCAGUUUGCAACUAAACAGAGGACCCGUGCUCGUAAAGUGUAGAAUUUGUUAACCAAAUAUUUUCACAAGCUUGUAACAGAUAGACAGGCAUUUUACAUUCUUUGUUGGGCACUCUUUCCUUUAACAAAAUUUCUCCUUUUUUAGCAUAAAAA
Messenger RNA from Populus nigra (black poplar), 3608 nucleotides. RefSeq lists its product as uncharacterized. Gene Ontology annotation, molecular function: GTPase activity; ribosome binding; GTP binding. The transcript has a single exon. Lineage: Eukaryota; Viridiplantae; Streptophyta; Magnoliopsida; Malpighiales; Salicaceae. Gene Ontology annotation, biological process: cytosolic ribosome assembly. Gene Ontology annotation, cellular component: ribonucleoprotein complex; cytosol. The record is from RefSeq and is a predicted model, not a curated record. The coding region runs from base 412 to 3498 and encodes 1028 amino acids.